GUACUUGAUAAAUCAAUCAAUAAUACUUUGACUCGUUGAUUCUUUUUUAUUUUACUUCAACUCAAUCGAACCACUCUUUAUCAUGCAUAUCUCUGUCGCUUUUCUUUUGGCUACGUUUGCCGGUGAAUAUUUACUUUCGUGAUCACAGCUCUUAAAGUCUUCCGUGCUCAUGUUUCCUUUCGUCACGUUUUUUCACUCCAGCUACCGGACGUGCUGCCCCGAGCUUGGCACAGUAAGCAAUCGUUUCCCAUCGUUCCAUCGCCUUGCAUGUGCUGAUAGUCAGCUUGACUUUUUCCAAAGUUUGGAUGCUCGUACGAUGAUUGCUACUCCAGGACAACAUAUAGAUACCAGCGGUUGGGGUCAAAAGAACCCUAACGUGCAUACCACCACCGGACAGGAUUUGCUCAACAACAGUCCCACCAGCAUUGACGAUGGUCUCGGGCCGGUGAUUCCGGAUCAACCCAAUCCACCAGUUGUUUCGACUGGCUCUGGUAUAUCUCGACGUCCCGAUGGAACUAUCAUCGGUAGCCCCACCGGAUUUCCGGAUCAACCCAAUCCACCAGUUGUUUCGACUGGUUCUGGUAUAUCUCGACGUCCCGAUGGAACUAUCAUUGGUAGCCCCACCGGGUUUCCGGAUCGACCUAUAUUCCUUCCCAACAACGUUGUUCCGACGGGGUUUUCAGAUUUUGGAACCUUUUAUAAUACCUUUCGAUACUCCCAACAGAGCUUCUUGAAUGUUGUUUCGCAAUGGCAGACUCCAGGUUUUUCAAUUAACUUGGUCAGGUCACAAUUCAGUUUGUGGAUCAACCAAUUGUUUCAAACCGUCUCACUGUUCCAAGGAGGCUGCGGUAUCUGUGAUCCACGAUACGCUGGACAGUUCCAAGCACUGGCCACCAACCUGCUACGCGACAUCCAAUACGCCUUACAAAUCAUCCGAUUCCAGUAUGGCAGUCUUUGGGGCCAGUUUUCGAGUAAGCCGAUUAGAUGAUUGUUCAAUGCAUGUCUCGUUAGCCUCCACUCAUCAUUUCUCUCGUAGAUGAAUUCCAACUUCUGCGCAACAUCAUCCGAGUGAUCUUCGGCCUCGCUGGAACCUUCGGUAUCAACCUCAACUCCUGGUUCAAUACUAUCAACUUGAAUGCCGGUUUAUUCCAGUCCAUUAAUAUCCAAAUUCCCAGAUUUAUCAGUGCUUCUCCCAGGGUGUUACUCAAUGUUAAUCAACAAUUCUAGAGAGUCGUGAAAUAGGCACUCUCUUUUUUCCUUGCGACCUUUUAAUGUUAUCUUGUCGCGUGAUCUUUGAACGGCUUCGUGUUUUCCUGAUUCAUUUCCUCUUUCAUUCGUUCACGCUCUAAUAUGGCAUUAUUCUAUCUUAAUGAGUAAUGCAUUAUACCUGCUACCAAC
Melampsora larici-populina 98AG31 is the source of this 1398-nucleotide messenger RNA. RefSeq lists its product as uncharacterized. NCBI's taxonomy places the organism in Eukaryota, Fungi, Basidiomycota, Pucciniomycetes, Pucciniales, Melampsoraceae. The record is from RefSeq and is a predicted model, not a curated record. The transcript has 3 exons. Bases 170 to 988 code for a protein of 272 amino acids.